Molecule: messenger RNA, 1443 nt
Organism: Tetrahymena thermophila SB210
Lineage: Eukaryota; Ciliophora; Oligohymenophorea; Hymenostomatida; Tetrahymenidae
Product: tubulin/FtsZ family, GTPase domain protein
Exons: 11
Biological process (GO): microtubule cytoskeleton organization; mitotic cell cycle
Cellular component (GO): microtubule; cytoplasm
Molecular function (GO): GTP binding; structural constituent of cytoskeleton
Source: RefSeq, a predicted model, not a curated record
AUGAGAGAACUUAUAACUAUUUAAGUAGGUCAGUGUGGAAACUAAAUUGGUGCUAAAUUCUGGGAAUUAGCGAUAAAAGAACACUCAAAAUAUAAUAAAUCUUCUGUCUAUGAUGAUGCUCUUUCUUCUUUUUUCCGUAAUAUAGAUAAGAGCUCUAAAGGACAUGAAUUAAAAGUUGGCAGUGAAAUAAUCAACUUGAAGGCAAGAUCUAUAAUAGUUGAUAUGGAAGAGGGUGUCACAAAUCAACUUUUAAAGAGUGAUAUUGGAGAUCUUUUUGAUUAGAGAUAGUUCAUAAAUGAUGUGAGUGGUGCAGGAAAUAAUUGGGCUCAUGGUCACUUUUUCUAUGGAAAUAAGUAUAGAGAUAAUAUGAGUGAAAGAAUCAGGAAAGCUGUAGAAUAAUGUGAUUCUUUGUAAUGUUUUUUCUUGAUGCAUUCUUUAGGAGGAGGAACAGGAUCAGGAUUAGGAACAUUCCUACUCUCAUUAAUUGAAGAUGAAUAUCCCGAUGUUUAUAGAUUUACAGCUUCUGUAUUUCCUCAAAAGGAUGAUGAUGUUAUAACCUCACCUUAUAAUAGCUUUUUUUCUUUGUAUGAGCUAGCUAAGCAUGCCGAUUGUGUGUUUCCUAUUGAUAAUUAAGCUUUAAUGAAUAUUUGCUACUAAAUUGAUAAUCCAAACAAGGUAAAGUUGGCAAAGGAUAAUAUAAAUGUAAGCAAAGAAGAAGAAAUAAAAAUAAUGAUGAACAAAGGUUCUAAGAUAACUUAAGCAGGAACUGAAGAAAAGAAAGAAAAGCCUUUUGAUAAAAUGAAUAAUAUUAUUGCACAUUUACUCAGUAAUAUUACAUGCUCUAUGAGAUUUGAGGGAGUUCUAAAUGUUGAUCUUAAUGAAAUAACAAUGAAUUUAGUUCCUUAUCCUGAUUUACAUUUCUUAAUAUCAAGUAUAGCUCCGCUUUAUUCCUUAUCGGAUAGCAACUUAUAGCCUAGAAGAUUAGAUUAAAUGUUUAAAGACUGCUAUCAUCCUGAUUAUUAGCUAGUUAGUGUGAAUCCCUUUUAAAAUAAGUAUUUAGCAGUAGGAUUAAUGGUAAGGGGAUCAGUUCCCUUUUCUGAUGUAAAUAGAAAUAUCAAAAAGCUUAGAAGUGAGUUAAAUAUGAUUUACUGGAACCAAGAAGGUUUUAAGUACGGUAUAUGCAACACACCUCCUAUAGGCCAACCUUACUCCUUGCUAUGCUUGGCAAAUAAUACUGCAAUAAGAGAUCAGUUUUCGACUAUGGUAGAGAGAUUCAACAAACUAUAUAAAAGGAAGGUGUUUGUUCAUCAUUAUACAGAAUAUAUGGAUGCAAAGCAUUUUGACGAGGCUUUGAAUUCUAUCACAUCUCUUAUAAGUAAAUAUGAAGAACUCCAUAAAGCUGAAGAACCUUCUUCUCAACCAAGAUUGAAACCUUUGAUUUGA